UCUAUCACCGUUAAACCCAUCACGAACACAAAGCCCUUGUCCCCCUUUCGAGUCAUCAUCGUCCUCGUCCUCAUCUCCUCCCUCCCGGUACUUACUGUUGCGUCGCGUGUGUCGCACCUGGAAAGCAUUUCCCUCCUCCUCUCGAGAAGAAAAGUUUGGACGGCUCUCGUCUUCCCCUUCCCACCCCGUCAAGUGGUGCGUCAAAGUCAUCUGCUGCGAGACGCUUUCGCACUAGUAAUGUUUUUAAUACAUGUGCAAUAGUGAAUAGCAUCUGCCGCUGCUGCUAUCUUGGAAAAAUCUUGAGGCCACCUCCUUCCCCUUGCGAACUUUCCACACACGAGAAAAGCCACCCGCCCCUCCUUAAUAAAAGGGCCUCUUUAUCCCCCCUCUUUUCUCUCGUUUCAGUUUUGGCAAAGGUUUUUUAGCUGGGUUUUCUCUCUCGGUUCGUUUGAGAGCUUCCGUUUCACUGCUCUCUCUACUCUGCUUGUUGCCCCCACACACCCCAUCUCUUCGGGCUCUUUAUUCCGAAGCUUGCCGUUAUACUCCCUCCUUUCUUCUUGUUCUCUCCUUUUCGGGGUUUUUGCCUUAGUUUGAUGCGAGUGCGGAGAGGGAAUCCAUAGCCAAAAAUGGACCAGAGCAUCCUAUGCCCCAUCAAGUACACCGAGCACCGAAGCCUAACCCGGAAACUCCUGUCCAAGCAACUCAGGAACGACGUCCCCAACCCGCCCCGGACCGUACGGAUAUCGGUGACCGACCCGUACGCCACGGACUCGUCCAGCGACGACGACGACGAGGGCGACGCCGCCGAGUCGUUCUUCCGCCGCCAGCGCGUGAAGCGCUACGUCAGCGAGAUCAAGUUCGAAGCCGCCUCCAGGAGCGGCGCGGGCUCGAGCGGCGGCGGCGGCCGCAGGAGGAGCUGCUCCGGGGGCGAGUCGGCCCCGGCCGAUCUGAGGACGCGGCCCUCGCUGAAGGUCUCGCCCGCGGCGGCUGCGGCGGGCGGGAAGAAGUUCCGCGGCGUGCGGCAGCGGCCGUGGGGGAAGUGGGCCGCGGAGAUUCGCGACCCCACGCGCCGCGUGCGGCUGUGGCUGGGCACCUACGACACGGCGGAGGAGGCCGCCAUGGUCUACGACAACGCCGCGCUCAAGCUCCGCGGCCCCGACGCCCAGACCAACUUCGCCACGCCGUCGCCGAGCAAAGAGCCCUCGCCGGAGAACGAGAUCCUCGCGGCCUCCUCCCUCUCCGGGUACGAGUCCGGAGAGGAGUCUCACAACCUCUCGUCCCCGACUUCCGUCUUCCACUUCCGGACUCACUCCAACAACAGCGCUGAUGCCGACCCGGCCGGACCGCCGACUCAGGAGCCGGCCGACGAAGCCCGCGACUACCCGGAGUGCGAGGGCGAGACGAGCUUGGCCGAUUCGAGCGAGUACCUGCGGCUGGACUUGCCGUUCCUCGACAACUUCUACAACAACUUCGACUCCCCGCUGGAGCCGUCGCUGUUCGAGGACGCCCGCAACCCGGCCCUCCCGGAGAGCAGCAUGCUGAGCCUGAGCGACGACCCGAGCGACGUCUUCACGAGCGACGUCUUCCUCGACGCCACCUCGUCGGACGACUUCGGGUCGCUGCCGAUGGACAUAUGCCAGGUCGACGACUACUUCGACGAGAUCGGCGACUGGCUCUCGUCGGACCCUUUCCCCGUCCUUUGAGUGCGCGAGAGAAGCGCGACCAACAACAGCGUUGCUGUUGUUUUGGAGAGUGAGCACAGCCGCCGUUGACUUGCCGGAUUUUGGGCAGAUUUUGUACCGGCGGCGGAGAAGUCCCCGGCGGGGCUCGCUUAGUAAUUAGCACCAGCAGUAAAAUUAGCGUUAGCGUUUGUUUAAAAUUAUUUAUUUGUUUUUGAAAGAUCUCCGUCAAAGUUAACGGAGGAGAGAGAGAGAGAGAGAGAGAGAGUGAGAAUGAUGUGGAGCUGGUUUUUGUAUUUGCCGAGAUUUUGAUUUUAUGUACUAUUUUCUCCCUGAGAAUAAUAAUAAAAAUAAAAAGUCGAAGUGUAA
Messenger RNA from Eucalyptus grandis, 2048 nucleotides. RefSeq names its product ethylene-responsive transcription factor CRF4. Lineage: Eukaryota; Viridiplantae; Streptophyta; Magnoliopsida; Myrtales; Myrtaceae. The transcript has a single exon. Gene Ontology annotation, biological process: regulation of DNA-templated transcription. The record is from RefSeq and is a predicted model, not a curated record. Bases 627 to 1703 code for a protein of 358 amino acids. Gene Ontology annotation, molecular function: DNA binding; DNA-binding transcription factor activity.